AAUCGACGACAAAGGGUUGGACAACGACUAUCCACUGUAGUUGCAAGCAUGCAAAGGAAAGGAAAUGACUUUUCGGGGAGGGACCAGGUUGUCCACGUUGGAUUUCCCGAAAAAUCCCAAAUUUCAUGAUUUCCCCACUUUUCUCUGUUUCUUUUUUUUUCCAAAAUUCCACCUGUUUUGUUUAAAGUUUCUGUUGUUUCUCUCAUCGGCCCCGGUUUCCUUCUUCUUUCUUCUGAAACCUCGAAACUCCAGAAAAAAACAGCUCUGGCUGACUGUAACAAACAUGGUUCUUUUGAGUGGUCAGCUGCACAGAUUGCAGCUCUGCGUUUUGCCUCCUCGGGUUCCGAUCUCCCACCGUUUUUCUUCCCCAAAAAGGAAAUUAAUGCCAUGCCAAUUUUGGUGGAUCAAAUCUUCGUCUUUACAUGCAAGUAGUUUCAUAGUACACAACAGAGCGAAAUGUGAGGCCAGUUCUCAAAGGGCAGAAAAUGAGCUAGAUUCCACUGUGUAUAUAAAUGUUGCAGAUGAUUUGAAUGACCAACUCUUUAAUACAGACCCAAUUAAUAUUUCUCAGGUUCUCGUAGCUAAAGUCACGAUGGGAUUGCUGUCCUUAUAUUUCUCAUUUAGGCUAGGACAGUCAAAUGUUUUUCAUACUUUCAUUAAGAUCGUCCAAGCAAAACUUCCCUCUAUCAUUCAAACUUUCGGGGCUGCCGCCUUGCCCUUUGCCUGUGUUUCUAAUUCAUUGAAUAAACCUGUCCCUCUUCGGUUGGAUGUGUCUUUUCCUUCAUUUCGAGACAUUAGAUGGAGCUUUGCACGGUUACUGUAUCUAUUUAACAUCCAACUUGAAAAGAAUGUUGCCACGUUCUUUCUGGUGCUCCUGGUAGCAUGCUUCUCAUUUGUUGUCAUUGGUGGUUUCCUAUUCUACAAGUAUAGGGGUAGUAAUGAGUCUUUGGAGGACUGCUUCUGGGAGGCUUGGGCAUGUCUGUGUUCAUCAUCGACACAUUUAAAACAAAGAACACGCAUUGAACGUGUUAUUGGUUUUGUUCUUGCAAUAUGGGGCAUAUUAUUUUACUCUCGCUUGUUGAGCACAAUGACUGAACAGUUCAGGAACAAUAUGUACAGACUAAAAGAAGGCGCACAAAUGCAAGUUCUGGAGACUGAUCAUAUCAUUAUUUGUGGAGUGAACAGUCAUCUUUCCUUCAUACUAAAGCAACUAAACAAGUAUCACGAACUUGCUGUCCGCUUAGGUACUGCUACAGCUAGGAGGCAGAGAAUUCUUCUUAUGUCCGAUCUCCCAAGAAAGCAGAUGGACAAGCUUGCGGACAAUUUAGCGAAAGAUCUUAUACACAUUGAUAUCCUUACAAAGAGUUGCAGCCUUAGUUUAACAAAAUCAUUUGAAAGAGCCGCUGCCAACAAGGCACGUGCAAUAAUUAUACUGCCAACGAAGGGAGACCGGUAUGAAGUUGACACUGAUGCUUUUUUGUCUGUUCUGGCUCUUCAACCUAUUCCCAACAUGGAAUCUGUCCCCACAGUUGUUGAGGUUUCAAGUUCCAAUACAUGUGAACUCUUAAAGUCGAUCUCAGGGUUAAAAGUAGAGCCUGUGGAAAAUGGUGCAUCAAAAUUAUUUGUACAAUGUUCUCGUCAAAAGGGACUCAUAAAGAUCUACAGGCACUUGCUUAAUUAUCGAAAAAAUGUCUUUAAUCUUUGCAGUUUCCCAAGUCUAGCUGGGCUCAAGUAUAGGAGAUUACGACAUGGGUUUCAAGAGGCAGUUGUUUGUGGGCUUUAUAGGAACGGGAAGAUAGACUUCCACCCCAAUGACAGUGAAAUCUUGCGGGAAACUGACAAAGUAUUAUUCAUUGCACCUGUUAAUGGGAGUAAGACACCCUAUGUUACUUAUUCAAAUGUUGUCAAAGAAAUAGGCGCUGAUCAAAGUUUGGAUGAUCUAGAAACAAACGGGUGUACUCACCCGCAUGCCUUGCAACUGGUGAAAACACGACUUGAGAAUAUUGUCAGGCGUCCCAAGAAACCAGGCUCUAAGGCCUCAGACUAUAAUCUGGGACCAAAAGAAUUUAUCCUUCUGCUUGGAUGGCGCCCCGACAUCAUAGAGAUGAUUGAAGAAUAUGACAAUUAUCUUGGACCUGGCAGUGUUGUGGAAAUUUUGUCAGAUGUACCUUUAGAGGACAGAAAGAGGACAAGACAAGUUUCUGAUCAAGGAAAACUCAAACAUGUCAAGGUUUCUCAUCGGAUUGGAAAUCCAAUGAACUUUGAAACCUUACAAGAUACCAUAGUGCAUAUCCAAAAUUCAUUGAAGAACGAAGAUGUUCCCUUGUCGGUCGUUGUAAUAUCUGAUAGGGAAUGGCUUCUUGGAGAUCCAACCAGGGCAGACAAGCAAUCUGCGUAUUCUCUUCUUCUUGCUGAAAAUAUUUGCAACAAACUUGGUGUAAAGGUACAGAAUCUCGUUGCAGAGAUCGUGGACUCGAAAUUGGGCAAACAAAUCACAAGAAUUAAGCCGUCCCUGACUUACAUUGCCGCAGAGGAAGUAAUGAGCCUCGUAACAGCUCAAGUUGCUGAGAACAGUGAACUAAACGAAGUGUGGAAAGACAUUCUAAACGCAGAGGGUGAUGAAAUAUAUGUAAAGGAUAUCAGCCUCUACAUUAAAGAAGGAGAGAACCCUUCAUUCUUUGAGCUUUCUGAAAGAGCACAACUGCGGAAAGAAGUGGCGAUAGGUUAUGUGAAAAACAACAAGAAGGUUAUUAAUCCAGUUCCCAAGUCCGAACCCCUCUCCCUUGAGUUGACAGAUUCGUUGAUAGUUAUAUCCGAACUUGAAGGAGAACAACCUAUCAUUCUGGAGAACCAAUCAAGUUGAAACGACCGCCCAAAUUUUGCUCGUGAAAGUUUGAAUCCCAUGCUAAAUGGAAGUACUCAUGUUUUGACAGUGAAAGUGUUCUCCGAGCUUGACCAUUGAACCGGCAUUAAACUAGCAAAUUGGUGAAGAGACUGUUUUAGCUUCUUUAUUUUGCAGUAUUAGCCUCUCUUUUGUUGUUAAGACCGUAACAUUGAUACAGACACCGCACUAAUUCAUGGAAAUUUGUCCAAUAAAGAAAAUCUGGAUUAACAGUAAUAAGCAUUGUUAGUCAUGUUAAUUAUA
Molecule: messenger RNA, 3145 nt
Organism: Malus domestica (apple)
Lineage: Eukaryota; Viridiplantae; Streptophyta; Magnoliopsida; Rosales; Rosaceae
Source: RefSeq, a predicted model, not a curated record